CCCCCACUUAUAGUUAAAUUUCUUGACCCCUUCCCAAAAAUGUCUAUACAACUUCCAAGUCUCAACGGAAAGAUUUCACUCAAAAACGACUCUACAAUACAUCAUUCCCCGCUUUUUAAUUUCCUGUUUACUGAUGUUUAUUGAUCCACAAAUAUGGAAAUUAAUCACUCCCCUUCUUCCUCUCUUCACCACAGUCUCUCUCCUAACCCACCACCACCUGAGCCGUCUGAUUUCUCCUAUAAACCCCAAAUCAACGGCCCUAAAUUAACCCGCAAGAUCAAGAAACGUUACCCUGAUGAAGCCUCCUCUGCUUCAUCUUCUUCCUCUAUUCAAAGAGGAAUUCGAAUUCCCAAUAAACGCAGAAACCCUAGAUUUUCCGUGCGCAGAAAUGCCACCGAUGUUGAAGCUAUUGCUUUCCCUCUUGGAAUGUCCAUUGCUGCCGUCUUGGCUCAGAUUCUGGAGAAGAAGGAUUUAUCAACUGAAAAUGCUCCCAUUGAUCAUCUGGCGAUGAUAUGCACUUCAGCUGUGAGGGAAUCUUUGACCAAUGUAUUUGGCAACAAGUUUGAUGCGUUUACAAGGAACUUUGAAAAAUCAUUUGGGAGUACCCUAAGCACUCUCAAAUUGAUAAAUAGAUCAUCUAUAGACUUUAAAGAAGAUCAAGCAAGGCAUAAUAAUGGUGGUAAUUGUAAUUCUGAUGCAACUCAGGCCUUCUGUAUAGACAGAGGAGAUUGUUCUGCAAGAUUCUGUGAUAUCGCUGAUGGUUGUACAGAAUCAAUAAAUCAGACUUCGGAGACUCAGGAGAAAUUGAAAAGGGUUGAGGAGGUAGAAGAUAUUCAGUGUCAGUUAGAAAAUAAUACUAGAAGCCGCGAGCUUGCCGUUCAAGGCUAUGUAAGCUCUCAAAUUGUUGUUCCAAACAUGCGGAAUUGCUUAAGUAACUCGGUUCUCAGUACAAUUGAGAAAUCAAUUGUUGAACAGACGCGUGCAAAUGACCUAAAAAGCGUCGAGAUAGGUCUAAUCAUGAAAAAGUUGCAGCUGAAAGAAACUCAGCUGGCUCUUGAUUCUGAUUUAAAUUUCUUGGAGAGAUGUAAAUUAUCUCUAGGAAUUUCAAGAACGUCAUUCAAAGCUGAGAAGUUCAAGACUCAGUUGGAAGAGACGAGACAUAGUGAGCUCCUUAAAAUAUGUGCAGACUUUCUUGUUGCUGAUUUGCUUAUAAUGCUGGGAUGCCUUGGUUAUGGAGUUUAUGCCUUUUCAUAUGACAAUCUACGUCAACUUACUAGGUCAUGCUCUGCUUCAGAGGUGUCCAAGUCGUGGUGGAUACCGAAGCCAAUGUCAUCAUUUAAUUCUGGUAUCCAGACCCUAAAUUGCCAGGUUCAAGUCUAUAGCAGGAUGCUAUUUGGUUUGCUGAUGAUUUUAGCAAUUGCAUAUGUGCUUAUGCAACGCUCUGAAAUUUCGAGACAGGCCAUGCCGAUUACCUUUUUGAUACUGCUUUUAGGAGUUGGCUGUGGUUUUGCUGGAAAGCUUUGUGUAGACACAUUAGGAGGUGAUGGAUAUCAGUGGCUCAUAUACUGGGAAGUUAUUUGCAUAUUACACUUCUUUGUGAAUGUUUUCACACCAUUCAUCUUUCCUAUCCUUAAUGGGGCGGUUAGGGUAUCUCAAGGGAAGGAUUACCGACCCAUAUUUCCCUUUUGGAUAAGGCGCUGGUUGUUCUAUGUCAUCCUCAUUUUGACUCCACUUUGCUGUGGUCUUUUGCCUUUUGCGAGCCCAAGAACGUGGUGGGACGAGCACUUCUCAAAAUUGAUCAGAAAUCAUUUGUUAACUGUCUAUGAUGAAACUCAUGAUGAUGUUGGAAGUGGUUUCCAUGAAUGAGAAGGAUGCUUUGUUUGCGACCUUGGAAGAGUUCACAGAUCACAGUCAAGUCAUAUUGUAAAGUUUAGGUUCUCUCUACUCAUUUUGAGUUUUUUCCUGCUGUAGUAGAAUGUAUGAUGCUAGCUUAUGUUUUGUUCUGCUGCAUGUGUAUCUAUAUAAGUAUUUAUAAGGCAAGCUGUCUUUUGUGUAUUCUAUCUAAUUGUGUCGGUAACGUAUUAUCGCAGUGGUUAUGCUAAUGAUUUUGCCUGUGUA
Messenger RNA from Beta vulgaris subsp. vulgaris (sugar beet), 2118 nucleotides. Its product is annotated as protein CPR-5. Gene Ontology annotation, biological process: leaf senescence; defense response; trichome morphogenesis. The record is from RefSeq and is a predicted model, not a curated record. NCBI's taxonomy places the organism in Eukaryota, Viridiplantae, Streptophyta, Magnoliopsida, Caryophyllales, Amaranthaceae. Bases 154 to 1866 code for a protein of 570 amino acids. The transcript has 5 exons.